ACUUCGCGAACACGAACGUGACGUGAUCUUGUACAAUGUUCCUAUAACAUGUUCGUUUGUCGACUACAGUAAUUCAGUAACCAUUUUAAUCGUACGUUGUAUACACAUAGAAAAAAUUCUCAGUGCAAUUUUUUUUCUCCUCUUUUGUGUAUGUGUUAUUGAUUUUAAAAGGCUACAAGGCUGGUUAUUGUAGUGGUUCGUAUAUGUGUUCGUAAUGGGCUCACUAUGCAGCUGUGGUUGAAAAAUUUCCAAGUGUUUUUGGUUAUACUUCAAUGCCUGUGACUGUGAUUGUGUGUAUUACCGUAUUGACGAGAUUAAAGGGUAAAAUCGCCGCGCGAUAAUCGAAUAUCGUUGAUAAGCCGAGUUGAAAUAGGUAAAUAUUGGAAAAAAACUAGGUACUAUACCUAGUGGUGUAAAUUUUAUCGCGACCAAUAUUUUAUUAGUACUUUUUUUGAUGGCUUUAAUAAUUUUGGUCUAAACAACUUUGGCACGUACUAAGUAGUACUAUUUGUUCUCAGAUUACGAAAUGUUGUCGGUUUUUAUGUCGAUGUCGGCGGCAUAAUUGAUUCGAGAUUACGUAGUGUUUCGCGUAUGUACGAUGCACGUAUUAUUAUAGUACCUACUUAUACUGUGUGUGCUAUCGUUAUCAGCUGAGCCAUCGAGUUUGUGAUGUGUAUUCGAGUUUUCGCGAUCGUUGUGCGAUCGUAGUUCAGUGCAAGAUUCGUUCGAUCGGACGCCUCGACGACUCGACGGUGCCCUCUUGUCUAAGGGCUUCGAACUAUAUGUACCAUGAACAUCGAUACUGCGGAUAUUUUGCAUAUGAGCUUUACAAAUGCUGAGAAUAAUUGUCGAAAAUCACUGGCUAUUGGUACGAAAAGCGGGUAUAGGUUGUUUUCUUUGCAUUCGGUAGAUUCACUGGAUCCUAUUUACAAUACCAACGAAUUUGACGAAAUCCACAUUGUCGAGAGGCUAUUUAGUAGCAGUUUAGUUGCCAUAGUUGGCUUAUCGUCGCCUAGAAAAUUAAGAAUAUGCCAUUUCAAAAAAGGAACCGAAAUAUGCAACUACAGUUACUCGAACAGUAUUCUUUCAGUCAAACUGAAUCGUAUGCGUUUGGUGGUAUGCUUGGAAGAUUCACUGCACAUACACAACAUACGCGACAUGAAGGUUCUGCACACGAUACGUGACACGCCUCCUAACACAGCCGGAUUAUGUAGUCUAUCGACGAACAGCGAUAAUUGCUAUUUAGCUUAUCCUGGAUCGAGUACAAUCGGCGAAGUACAGAUUUUUGAUGCCAUAAAUCUCCAUUCAAAAACCAUGAUCGCUGCUCACGACAGUCCACUGGCGGCGUUGGCUUUCAGUCAUCAAGGUACCAGAAUCGCAACGGCUAGCGAGAAAGGAACCGUUAUACGAGUGUUCAACGUUAACGACGGAUCAAAAUUAUUCGAAUUUCGACGAGGCAUGAAGAGAUGUGUGACCAUUCGUAGCAUGGCUUUCAGCAUGGACGGAAAUUAUCUAUGCUGUUCCAGCAAUACCGAAACGGUGCACGUUUUCAGAUUAGAAGAACCUAAAGAUCUCAAACAGAAACCACCUAUAGAAGAUUCGCAAACCUGGAUGGGUCUUUUCACAAAAGCCGUCUCUGCUUCAGCGAAUUAUCUACCGGCUCAAGUUACGGAUGUAUUUAACCAAGGACGCGCUUUCGUCUCCGUUCAUUUGCCAUAUUCGGGGAUGAAAAACGUUUGCGCCGUUGUUGUAAUACAAAAGGUGCUUCGAUUACUGGUGGCGUCUUCGGAUGGUUACCUUUACGUUUAUAAUUUAGACAUGGCCGAGGGAGGCGAAUGUCCGAUGUGGAAACAACACAAAAUUCAUACAGGCGAUAUGCGAGAAGGUUUCACCGACGAGUACUAUAAGCAGAUACGCUGUGCCGAAUGUAGGGCCCCAAGAUUCAAAACAAAAUAUAAGUCUUACAAAUUGGAUGGAACCGAUGGAAAACCAGAAAAGAAAUCCAAAAAUGCUCAGAAACUAGAUAAAAAGCCCGAGUUACCAGAUCCAGAUCGCAUUGGUAGCUAUGCAGGGGUACUCAAAGGACACUCACGAAACUCUCUGUCAGAUUCCGAUAAAUACCACGAAAUGUCGGCGGCUGUAGCCGAACCACCAAAGGAUGGUCUGCGGUUAGACGACGAUUCGGAAUUCCCGCCAGUACCUUCGUCGGUAUAACAGUCGCUUUUCUUUAAUUCCGACGGAUUCUCGUCGUUGGAAUUAAAGAAUAAUUAUAAAGUGUAUUUUUACUCCGAGUAAAAAGCAGAAAAACAUAAAAAAUAAAAGUAAAAAAAAGAAAAAAACGCACUUUGGAAAAAAAUAUUAAAGGAGAUAUUACCCUAUAUAAUUAUUUUAAUCGUGUCAUGUUAAAAGUAAUUUCGCUUGGUUUUAUUUUUCUUUUUUCUUUUUAAUACAUUUUAUUAUUGACUGUGUAAGAGAAACAAAAACAAGAUAAAAAAACAAAACAAAACAAAAAGAAUCACUAAUUUUUAAAAUAUACAUAUUAUUUGUAUUUUUAGUUCGUACCUACGUCAAGUUUUAUUAUUAUUGUACAUAUAUUAAAUACGUAACAGAAUUUUUCGUCUGUGUUUUUAUUAGUUUUAUUAACGUUUUGAUUUUUUGACCCUUUUAUUUUACUUUUUUUUUCUCUCCCCCUCUCUCUUCUUUUUUGUUCUAUACAUACUAUUUUUUUUCUACAGCUUUUUAUGCUUUGUGUACAUAAUUUGCGAUUAUGUAAAGAUCUCAUGUUUUAAUAUUUCCGUUUAUUUGAUUUUUGAUUUAUUAUACGAGUAGUACAUAAGAUCAAUGUACUGUAUAUGUCGCAGUUUAUUCAAAUAAAAAUCAUUUGUCUCUUUUA
Molecule: messenger RNA, 2893 nt
Organism: Planococcus citri (citrus mealybug)
Lineage: Eukaryota; Metazoa; Arthropoda; Insecta; Hemiptera; Pseudococcidae
Gene: Atg18a
Product: Autophagy-related 18a
Exons: 12
Coding region: 790-2214 (474 amino acids)
Biological process (GO): autophagy of mitochondrion; protein localization to phagophore assembly site; nucleophagy
Cellular component (GO): phagophore assembly site membrane; cytosol; extrinsic component of membrane
Molecular function (GO): phosphatidylinositol-3,5-bisphosphate binding; phosphatidylinositol-3-phosphate binding; protein binding
Source: RefSeq, a predicted model, not a curated record